Messenger RNA from Sinocyclocheilus grahami, 3722 nucleotides. Its product is annotated as caskin-2-like. The transcript has 18 exons. Gene Ontology annotation, molecular function: protein binding. Bases 1 to 3705 code for a protein of 1234 amino acids. Lineage: Eukaryota; Metazoa; Chordata; Actinopteri; Cypriniformes; Cyprinidae. The record is from RefSeq and is a predicted model, not a curated record.
AUGCGUCCAUUGCACUAUGCUUCCUGGCAGGGGAAGGCUGACUCUGUACUUAUGCUGCUGAGAGCCGGAGCUUCUGUGAAUGGGGCUUCACAAGAUGGACAGAUCCCUCUCCACCUGGCUGCACAGUACGGACACUAUGAGGUGUCUGAAAUGCUACUACAACACCAGUCCAACCCCUGUACUGUCAACAAGGCAAAGAAGACACCUCUGGACCUGGCCUGUGAGUUUGGCAGACUCCAGGUGACCCAGCUGUUGUUGAGCAGUAACAUGGUGGUAGCUCUCUUAGAGGGGAACGGCAGGGAUAACACCCCCCUGCAUCUUGCUGCCCGCAACGGUCAUAAGGACAUCAUCAGACUGCUGCUAAAAGCUGGGAUUGACAUCAACAGAACCACUAAAUCUGGAACGGCUCUGCACGAGGCUGCCCUCUACGGGAAAACGGAAGUAGUAAAAUUAUUGCUUGAUGCUGGGAUUGAUGUGAACAUCCGCAACACCUACAAUCAAACAGCCUUGGACAUUGUGAACCAGCAAACUGUUUCUUUCUUUCUCUCUCAUUCUCAUUCUUUCAUGCAUUCAUUGUCCUGGCUUAUGACAUCAGAUGCCAGUGGAGCAUUACAGGUGAGAGCUUUGAAGGACUACUGGAAUCUUCAUGACCCCACUGCACUCAACAUCCGGGCAGGAGAUAUAAUCAUGGUCUUAGAGCAGCACAUGGAUGGACGUUGGAAAGGGCACAUCCAUGACAGUCAGAGAGAAACUGACCGUGUGGGAUUCUUCCCUCCCUCCAUCGUGGAAGUAAUCAGUCGCAGAUCAGGGGGCGUUCUCUCCCGGCAGGCCUCACUGCCCAUCCAGAGACAUCACAUUCUGUACAGAACCUUGCCCUCACAAAGUUUUCAUCACACCUCUCACACUGACGACUCCUACACCUUAUACUCAUCCACCCGUCCUGUACUGUCUCACCACAACGGGCGGGAUCAGCACCCAGGUGCGAUUCCCGACAGUCCCAGUGCCCUGUGUAAGCCAGCUAGUCCCAAAGAGCCAGAGGAUAUUUGGGUCCUCAGGACCUCUCUUAAUGAAGGUGACAGGAACAGUGUGGGCAGUGCAGGCAGCAUGGGCAGCAGUCGCAGUGCUGGCAGUGGACAGAGCACUGAGGGAAAUAAUGGACCCUAUCAGUCACCGUCUGCUGUCCAGGACACCACCAAGCUGCCUCCCUCUGCUGGAGAACUGGUGGAACAGUGCAGUCAGGCCCCUGACCCCGCAAAACAGACGGACCCUCAUUCAGGUGCUCUUGGACGGAGGAUUCCACUGAGCAGCUCCAGACCUGGAGAAUAUCAUGUCAUACACCCACAGAAACUUCUAGAUGGCAAGGAUGCUGAGGCUAUUUACCAGUGGCUCUGUGAGUUUCAGCUUGAGCAGUACACAUCUAAUUUCCUCACAGCUGGCUAUGAUGUGCCCACAAUCAGCAGAAUGACCCCUGAGGAUCUCACAGCUAUUGGUGUUACAAAGCCUGGCCACCGCAAGAAGAUCUCCACGGAGAUAGGCUACAUGAAUAUCCCUGAAUGGUUGCCAGAUUACAUUCCAUCUGAUAUUGGGAAGUGGCUCAGUGCUAUUGGGCUGCCACAAUACCAGAAAAAGCUAGCGGAGAAUGGUUAUGACUCCAUCAACAUAGUGCAGGAUAUCACAUGGGAGGAUCUACAGGAAAUUGGCAUCACUAAACUGGGCCAUCAGAAAAAGCUGAUGCUUGCUGUUAAGAAGCUGAGUGACGUCGAGAAGGCUCGUAAGAACCAGGCUGAAGGGCAGGCAUUGCUACAGCGCAGGAGACUUCCUCCUGCCCUCGAGCUGGUGGCCAUCGAGCAUCACGACAGCUCUGAAUGCCCCUCAUCACCUCUAUCACCAAAGAUGCUCACCUUCCAGGACAGUGAGCUGAGCAUUGAGCUACAGAACGCCAUGGCUCGCAGCGGAUACGGUGGAGGCCAAGAUGGUCUCGGAAACAUGAGUGGAACAGCCAUGCGUCUUAGUCAAGAAAGCAUUGGUACACGGUCAGGAGGGUCGGGACGGUCGCAAGAGCGUCCAAUGGCAUCGGUAUCCCCCAACAGCCGCUCACAAGAGAGCCUGGGCAGCAUGGACAACAGUCCCAUCAAGGAACAAUAUGCCAUUAGGGAAUCUCAGGAUAGAAGCCAAAUAUCACCUGUCAAAAUGGCGCCAGUGUUGCCGCUACAACCUCAUCAGCCCACAUCUGGCAGUCCAGCAAGGACGCCACCCAUAACCACUAGUAAAAUAGCAUGUUUUGCAUAUCCACCCGUCCUCACCAAACCUAGACCGGUGGUUUCUCCCUCUCAGCCCCAUCAUGGAUCACCUCUUCAGAGGGGCUUUAGCUACCUGCAGCAUCAAAACUGCAACGCCAACAUUGGAAGCCCAAGUCCAAUCAGAGCCAUGCAGCCAAAUGGGGAGACAUUGCGAUCCAAAAAAUGGACUCAGAGUCUUUCACGCUAUGCUAUGUCGGAUGGAGAGAAUGAAAAAGAUGACAUCUCAGCUCCUUCGAUAACUUCCACCAAUGUGGCAUCUUAUGCCACGCUUACUCGCAAACCCAGCCGCAGCCAACCGUCUUACAGUUCCAGUGAGCAUCAAGUGGGGCGCAGUCAUUCCUUCGCCAUACGUGCCAAGAGGAAAGGUCCUCCUCCUCCCCCUCCAAAGCGACUAAGCUCUGCCCCGAAUGGGGUCACUACAAGUGAGGUUGAAACGGAGAGCGCAGGAAGUGUCAGAAGCAUUGCAUCCAGGCUGGAGAACAGUACAGGAAGCCCCAACAAGACAUGCAACAGCCCUGUUUUUAAAGCCAUGUCCCCAGCCAUCUCACCAAAAAAUAUGGAAAACUGUAGGAGGACUACUAGUGAAUCUUCCGUGUAUGAAACGAAGCAUGGUGGAGAAAAUCCUGCUGGUAAAAACAUCAGCCCUCUGAGGAACCAACAAGGUUCAACAUCCUCACAGGAGAGCAUACCUUUCGCUGAAGAGGGCAAAGUUACCAUCAAACAAAGGACCAAAAUAGCAUCCUCUAAGAUAGAGUCUGAGACCGGUGUUGAAAUUCUGAAGCUGGCGCAAUCUAUCAGAUCAUCCCUAGAGGUGCCUGAGUUUAACUUAAAGGAAUCAGACACAGUCAAAAGGAGACACAAGCCAAAAGAACUGCAGAAAGGUCAGGGCACCAGCACAGAAAUAGGAAAUGAGAAGGCCACAGAGACCGAGAUGGUCUCACAAUGCAUGCAGAAUGGUGGAUUGACAAAAAAUCCUUUUAAAUCUGGCCUCUCUCUGAAACCAGGAUCUCCACAUAAACCUCCCACCCCUUCUAAGCCCACACGUCAUUCUUCUGCAGCAAACUCAGGACGGACAGUCAGUGUCGUACAGAGCGUGGCCUUUGCCGUCUCACCUCCAUGUAGUCCUCUGGCUCGCUGUACACUAAACAAAGCACCUCAAGGUCAGUCUGUACUGGCAGGAAAGUCACAGGCUGUGACGGAAGGCCAGCACAUGCUGGUCCACAAACGACUUGAGCAAACCAGCACGUCUCUCGAGGCGGCACUUAAAGUUGUGGAGAAGAAGUUGUCUCAGGAAGAUCCAGCAGACAGUGGCAUUAACACAGUGAAGUCAGCUGGGAACAUUCUUGAUGAUAUUGGGAACAUGUUCGAUGAUCUUGCUGACCAGCUGGAAGCCAUGUUGGAUUGACCUACUGUAAUUCCUAC